Molecule: messenger RNA, 1974 nt
Organism: Ochotona curzoniae (black-lipped pika)
Lineage: Eukaryota; Metazoa; Chordata; Mammalia; Lagomorpha; Ochotonidae
Gene: MCAM
Product: melanoma cell adhesion molecule
Exons: 16
Coding region: 31-1974 (647 amino acids)
Biological process (GO): angiogenesis
Cellular component (GO): plasma membrane
Source: RefSeq, a predicted model, not a curated record
CACUUGGCUCUGGCUCUCCGGCCGGGAAGCAUGGGACUUCCCGGGCUUGUCUGCGCCUUCCUGCUCGCCGCCGCCUGCUGCUGUCACCGUGUCGCGGGUGUGCCCGGAGAGGCCGAGCAGCCUGCACCCGAGCUGGUGGAAGUGGAAGUAGGGGGCAAGGCCUUCCUCAAGUGUGGGCCCUCACACUCCCAAGGCAACUUCAGCCACGCUGACUGGUUUUUUAUCCACAAAGAGAAGUCGACGCUCAUCUUUCGGGUGCGCCAGGGCCAGGGCCAGAGUGAGCCUGGAGAGUACCAGCAGCGGCUCAGCCUCCAGGACCGGGGCGCGACUCUGGUGCUGACGCAUGUCACCCCCCAUGAUGAACGCAUCUUCCUGUGCCAGGGCAAGCGCCCACAGUCCCAGCACCGCCUGCAACUGCGUGUCUACAAAGCCCCAGAGGAGCCCACCAUCCAGGUGAAUGUUCUAGGUAUCUCAGUGGACAACGAGGAGCCUGAAGAGGUGGCAACCUGUGUGGGGAAGGAUGGGUACCCUAUCCCUCAAGUCACCUGGUACAAGAACAGUCGGCCUCUGCAGGAGGAGAAGAAUAAGGUGCACAUCCAGUCUUCACAGACAGUGGAGUCGAGCGGUCUCUACACCCUGAAGAGUGUCCUGAAGGCACGGCUGCUGAAGGAAGACAGAGAUGCCCGCUUCUACUGUGAGCUCAGCUACCGGCUGCCCAGCGGGAACCACAUGAAGGAGUCCCGGGAGGUCACUGUGCCCGUGUUCUAUCCAGCCGAGAAGGUGUGGCUGGAGGUGGAGCCCACAGGUGUGCUCAAGGAAGGAGACCGUGUGGAGAUCCGGUGUCUGUCAGAUGGCAACCCCCAGCCCCACUUCAGCAUUAGCAAAGAGAACCCGAGCACCAAGCAGAUGGAGGAGGAGGUGACUACCGACAAUGGGUUCCUGCUCUUGGAGGCGGCCAGAAAGGAGCACAGCGGAGUAUACGAAUGCCAGGGCCUGGACUUGGAGACCAUGAUCUCGCUGUCAAGUGAACCCUACACGCUGCUGGUGAACUAUGUGUCUGAUGUCCAAGUGAGUCCUGAGAUGCCCGAGAGCCAGGAGGGUGGCAGUCUUACACUGAGCUGCGAGGCAGAGAGCAACCAGGCCCUGGAGUUUCAGUGGCUGAGGGAGAAGACAGGGCAGGAGCUGGGCAGGGGGCCUACGCUGCAGUUAUCCAACCUGAGACGGGAGGCAGGGGGCGGCUACCGCUGUAUGGCAUCUGUCCCCAGCAUCCCCGGCCUGAAUCGCACACGCCUGGUCAAUGUGGCUGUUUUCGGGCCCCCGUGGAUGGCAUCGAAGGAGAGGAAGGUGUGGGUGAAAGAGAAUGAGACAGUCAACCUGACUUGCGAGGCAUCAGGCCACCCGCAGCCCAGAGUCUCCUGGAAUGUUAGUGGAAUGGAGAGUGAGCAAGAUCAAGAUCCGCAGAGUGUUCUGAGCACCUUGAGUGUCCUCGUGACCCCAGAGCUGCUGGCCACGGGCAUCGUGCAGUGCACAGCCUCCAACCGUCUGGGCAGCAACUCCACAACCAUCUUCCUGGAGCUGGUCAGUUUAACCACCCUCACACCCGAGCCCACCAAAACCACUGGCCUCAGCACCUCCAACACUGUCAGCCCUCAUGCCCGAGCCAACGGCACCUCCACAGAGAAGAAGCUGCCAGAGCCCGAGAGCCAGGGCGUGGUCAUUGUGGCGGUGAUUGUCUGCAUCCUGGUGCUGGCUGUGCUGGGAGCCGUCCUCUACUUCUUCUACAAGAAGGGCAAGCUGCCCUGCGGGCGGUCAGGCAAGCAGGAGAUCACGCUGCCCCCAACUCGUAAGAGCGAAUUUGUAGUUGAAGUUAAAUCAGAUAAACUCCCCGAAGAGAUGGGCCUCUUACAGGGCAGCAACGGUGACAAGAGGGCUCCAGGAGACCAGGGAGAGAAAUACAUCGAUCUGAGGCAUUAG